UGUGCGCGCGCCUGGAGAAGGGGGCGGGAAGGUUGGUUUGAGAGACGCAGGCUCGCGACGCUCACGGCUCUCUCCUCCUCACUGCAGCCCGCUCACCUCAGCGCCUUCAGCGAACACUUCACUGGAAGUAAAAAACAAAAAACAUAACAGAAAUUCGCCUGGAAAACAAACGAUUUGUGUGGAAGUGGGAAAGAAAGAGAGAGACAGAGAGACAGAGAGAAGAAACGACUCGCCAUCAGCCGCGUCAAAAGCUGGAGAAAAGUCCGAAGUAGGUCGAAAAUCAGAAGAAGAAACAGAAGAAGAGACGUUCAUCUGUUCUGAGGCUUCCUGGAUUCAGAGCGAAGAUGGCUGGCGCUCCCGACAAGCUUGCCGUUCUUGCGUCGUGCAUAUGGAUAUUCCUAAUGCUCCUCGAACCCAGCCUGCAGAAUGGGGCCGUCGCAGGGCACAGAGAGCCUCUUCCUGAUGACAGCAAAGACAACAUCACCAUUUUUACUCGGAUUCUGGACCGCUUGCUGGAUGGCUAUGACAACAGGCUGCGCCCGGGUCUCGGAGAGAGCGUGACUGAAGUUCGGACCAACAUCUACGUCACCAGUUUCGGACCGGUAUCGGAUACAGACAUGGAGUACACCAUCGACGUGUUCUUUCGGCAGAGCUGGAGGGACGAGAGGCUGAAGUUCGACGGACCCAUGCAGGUUCUUCCUCUCAACAACCUUCUGGCCAGCAAGAUCUGGACUCCGGAUACCUUCUUCCACAACGGGAAAAAGUCGGUGGCUCACAACAUGACUACUCCUAAUAAACUCCUGCGUCUGGUGGACAACGGGACCCUGCUGUACACUAUGAGAUUAACUAUUCAUGCUGAGUGCCCCAUGCAUCUGGAAGAUUUCCCCAUGGAUGCUCACGCCUGCCCGCUCAAGUUUGGAAGCUAUGCUUACACCAACAACGAGGUGGUCUACAUCUGGACUGCGGAUGAUGAGAAGUCCGUGUCCGUGGCUCCAGAUGGCUCUCGUCUCAACCAGUAUGACCUGCUGGGACACGUCAUAGGCAAAGAGACCAUCAGCUCUAGCACAGGAGAAUAUGUGGUGAUGACAACUUAUUUUCAUCUGAAAAGGAAAAUCGGCUAUUUUGUCAUUCAGACGUAUUUACCCUGCAUCAUGACCGUCAUCCUUUCCCAAGUCUCGUUCUGGCUCAACCGGGAGUCGGUUCCGGCGCGUACCGUCUUCGGAGUCACCACUGUUCUGACCAUGACCACGCUAAGCAUCAGCGCUAGAAACUCUCUACCCAAAGUGGCCUACGCUACAGCUAUGGACUGGUUCAUGGCCGUGUGUUACGCCUUCGUCUUCUCUGCCCUCAUCGAGUUUGCCACCGUCAACUAUUUUACCAAGCGCAGCUGGGCCUGGGACGGUCAGAAGGAGAACCAGGAGAAGAGACGUGAGUCCGCGUCACUCUCCAAAAAGACCAACAACACCUUUAACAUCGUGGGCACUACUUAUCCGAUGAGCGUGGGAAAAGAACCCGGACUGACCACCAUUGCUAAGAGCGCUUCCAGCACGGCCUCAGCCCCGGCCCAGCCCCAGCCGGUCCGAGAGGUGCGGCUGUCCAGAAUGGACGGCGAGUACAUCUGCGAAGGCGUCAAGAAGUCCUACAACCGAGUCAGCAAAGUGGACAAGAUCUCACGCAUUAUCUUUCCGGUGCUCUUCUUUAUCUUCAACCUGGCCUACUGGGCCACGUAUGUCAACAGGAAGCCAACCAUUAGGAGGUCCAACCCCCAUAACUGAACCUGAAGUAUAUCUACAAACAACAAUUUAGGGGGGAAAAAAAACAAACAAACAAAAAAAAAAACUCCCAAUCAAGUCUGGAGUAGCCAUACGAUGCUACCACCACAUCCGCAAACAAUUUUUAAAAAUAAUUUGUUUUGAUUUGUAGGUUUGCAUCGCAUCGGUUCCACGCCAGGUUUACACGCCAUCGUUCGAUCGGUACGAAGUGUUUUUAGAUAAUGUGUACAUGAUUAUAAUCUUUAUACCGUUGUUUAAGGCUUUAUGACUUGUGUGGACAGGUCUGAGUAAGCCUUGUAGUACGUUUCGAUGGCAAAAUACGAACAGCCCGUUUGACGCCAUUCGUUCAGGACGAGCUACAAGGCCGCACGCUCAGCGCACGCCGUAUAUCAGUUAGAUAGAAAACUCCAAGCUAUCGUCGGUAGUCACUCGACCUUGCGAUUGCCUGUAGCCUUCAGCAGCCAGCAGCGAUGUCCGUAUGUCUGUGUGUCGUUCAUAACGAUCGAUGUUUGCUCUUGGAGUCCCCGCCAAUUUAGACCAAUAUCAUGUAGAAUCGCUUUCUCAUCAUCCCCGUGGGUCGGCUCAUUUCUUUGUUUUGUAUUGCUUUAACAGCCUGUGCAGGCUCAAAGGUAAAGAAACUGUGUGCCUUUUCUCAAUCCCUUUCCUGUUGAGAUGAAUCCUUCAUCACUCACAGUCGUCGUCUCCAGCUUAGACUUUUACACGUACAAACAAAUUUGAACGAAGUCCCGUCGAGUCGUCUUACUCUGCGGGAGUCCACUGAGAGCAUCUGACAUUUUAUUGCAUUAAUGUGCACGUGAUAUUUAUUUACUUAUUUAUUUAUUUAUUUAUUCAUUUAGUCGCCGUGUUCAUCUGCAUGAAUUGCGCCUUGUAUUGCUUACAGGCUUUCUCUGGUCUAUAACUGAAUGUUUUGUUUGUUUGUUUGUUUUAUUUCUGCAGUGACAAAUCACAAGACUGCUUUACUGCUUUAACAACCGGGUUCAAGUAUCUCGCCACUAAAGUUAUCAAGAGCUAAACUGUGAAUAGUUCCAUCAAAUAGGCUUUAUGCGAUCAUCUUCGGUGUAUCGUUUGUAGUUUACAAUUCAUUAAUGCUAAUGUAAAAAAAAAAAAAAAGAAGAAGAAAAAAAAAAAAGUGCCAAAUCAUCACGAAUAUGACUUCUCAACUUUGAAAGAGCCAAGUUUACAAAGAAUUUUUUUUUCCUAAAGUUGCGUAACGUAUGUACUUAUGUAACAGCAAGCUACAGUAUAUGAAGCAAAAAAACCCAUUAACCUGACCAUUUCAUGAAUCAUUGCUAUUGAUUAAUAGUUCCGAGUACAUCAUGUAGAUUACCAUCAAUCGUUUAAAAAAAUAAUAAUAAGUCAAUUAGAGGACGGAAAAGACUUUUAUUUUGACUUUUUUUUUUCGUUCGUUCAUUCACCUCUCGCUGUAUUAAUAGUAGAUUUAAUGCAUGACAAUCUCUUCAGUGUUCAGUCUGUCACUUCCUGUUACACCGGGCGUCAUGUUUCAGUACGACGCCCCACGUGUAGCUUCUCCAAGUAGCCGUAUUUGGAGUCUGUAGAUACUUUUAUUGUCUCAUGGGGAAACUUCAUACGUUCGUAUUUUGACGCAAAUAAUGUAAAUGAUAAAUAAAACCAUAUCUGAAUAUAGGAAUAUAUUUAUAUAGUGAUAGACGCAUCUAUUUAUGUUAUUAAUUAUAUACAAUACAUAUAUAUAUAUAUAUAGACAUAUGUAUCUCUCAGGGAAGCCCGACAGAGGGGAAUUAUCCCGUUGUGAUAAACCUGCAGAUUCAAUGAGGUUUCUUUGAGAAGUCAGUCCUGAGCUGUUCUGGACUCUUGGUCUGGGCUUCCCUGUUUAAUAAUAUCGGAGCAAAUGUACAAAACCAGUGAUCCGUACAGCGACGUAGUUCUGUGAAUUAGACCAGACCUGUAUUCCAAUCUAUACUCAAGGCCAGGUAAAAGUCGUGAUAGUUAUAUGUAUCGUGUGAAUCCAAUCUAAAUAGGAUACUUGGAAACCGUCGUCUGUGUAACAGUUCUCUAUAACUUUGCCGUCCAACUUAUGCACACCGAGGAAGUACGCUAGAGAUGUAUUUUUAUGACGAUUACGUUCGGUUCGAUGGCGAAGGAGCGAUUCGUAUGAUUGAUUAACACUAGUUAGACAUCCGGGAUUAAUAUAGUACAUUUAUCACUGCCGGUCUCUUACAACACCGUAUUAAUGCUGCUGAUGAUCUUUCUCGACUGGCGCGAGGCAUGAACUAUCUAUCUAUCUAUCUAUCUAUUUAUUUAUUUAUUUAUUUAUUUCUGCCCUCAUUGCAGUAUGGUUUGGAAUAGACUCUUUUAAUAAUUCUGCUUGUAACUUCUUAGCAGACGUCUCCUACGUUGCAGAAAUCUGCUAGCGAGAUUCUUGCUCUGCUAGUCGUCCUGCCUUCGCGUGCACGAUCGUGCGCGCGGUUUCUCGUACAUUCUGUACUACCUGAAAAAUUAUCUUACGGUUUCUGCGCGUCCCAGCUGCUUCGACGAGCAAACUCUGGUGGAUUUCAUCAAUACUUUUUUUUUUACCCUUGGCUCGUUCUUUUUGAGGUUAUAAACAGCCUAAGGGGACGUCCACGUUGUGUUUUAUCUGUACGCUCACCAGCUAGUUUGUUAGGAACACCUGCGUCCGUGAUCAUUACUGCGGUUAUCCAAUCAGCCAGCCAAUCACGAUGUGGCAGCAGGAUACAGGGUUCUGUUAAUGUUCACAUCAAACAUCAGAAUGGUGGGGAGGGGAGGGGAGGGGAGGAGGGGGGUCAUCGUAGUGACCAGUAACGUUUUUCUCGUCUUCAUCUGUCCAGCUUUGGUGUCCGCUGUAGCACCAGAUUCCUGUUCUUUACCUGACAAGAGAGGAACCUGAUGUGGUCCUGUGCUCUUCUAGCACAUUCACCUCAAAGUUCAGCGUUUUGAGAUGCUUUUCAGCUCUCCGUGGUUUAAAGAGUGCUUAUUUGACUUCCUGUCAGCUUGAACCAGACUCUCCAUUCUCCUCUUCCUUCACCUCUCUCAUCAGCAAGACAUUUUUGUUUGUUUGUUUGUUUGUUUUUGUUUUUCUCUCCAUUCCGAGUAACCUCCCAGGAGAUCAGCAGUUUCACUGAGGUUAAAAAAAAAUUCUUGAUGUUUGAUGCAAACAUUAACCGUAAUCUGCAUCUGCAUGAUUUUAUGUCGUUGCACUGCUCUAACGUGAUUGUCUGAUCAAAGGAUCGCACGAAUACCGGUGAGUGUAAACGUAUAACUGUAUUUUUUUCCCACUAUUCCGGCUGCUCCCGUUUCGGCCACCACAGCGGAUCCCCCAGCCGCAGGUCGAUUGUGGCACAAGCUUUACACCGGAUGUGCUUCCUGACGCAACCCUCCGCAUUUUCUGCUUUCUCCGUGCUUUUCCAGCGGCUGGGGGCGGUUCCCCGACCGGGACUCGAACCUGGGCCGCGGCACCGAGAGUGCCGCACGCGAGCCGCACGCGAGCCGCACGUCCAUCAGGGAACCAUGUUUAUAAAUAUAUAACUACGUCUAUUAGAUGGGAAAUUCCCGAGUCUGCCAGAGUUUGGUUUGAAAGCUGAUUGGUUUCAGUUCUAACCCGUUCGACGGCGGCUGUCGGUCGUUAGUCGUGUCACGUGAGAGAUGCUUCUUUUGUUAUUAUUAUUAUUGUUACGCUUUCUUUCGUGGCAUUACACUGUGAUUACGUUUGAAAGGAUGACUCUGUAAGAAUUGUCUUCGGCAGAACGAAGUGAAGUUUGCACAAAACAUGACCGAGUGCUUUUACUGUCAUCCGCGUGACUAAGGACGACGUCGAAGUACGCGAAAGACUCGGCCCCAAUAUGCCGCCCGUUCCUUUCUGUAUAAAUCAGACUCGUGGUCAAAGGGGAAGCGGCGCUUGUCCGGAAAAGAAAUUGUUUUGCCGUUUUCAAAAAAUAAAUAAAAUAAAUAAAAUACUGUGCUAAGAUCAAGGCUGACUUGAUAAAGCUGCCUUCCUCCAAAUAAAUUGUAAUGUUUACGACUCUUCCUCAGCCAUACAUCAUGAUUAUUGCCAAAUUAUCAGCCGUGCCAAAUGACCUUUUGAGAGAAGUGCAGUGAGAGAACUGAUUUGUCCAUAGACAUAGACUUAGUCGAGUGUGUGUGUGUGUGUGUGUGUGUGUGUGUGUGUGUGUCAGGUUUGUUUUCUGCACUGAAAUGUCACGAGAGCUUAAAAGACGUCGGUGACGGAGUUUCCGUUUGUCCGGACUGCAGUAAUCGUGAGCAGUGGAAGAAUUUCUGUGCGCACGUCGCAUAUUUCUCAGCUCAAAACGAUCUCGUCCAGACGUUCUAACGCGCGCCGUCCAAUCCGAUUCGGUUCAUACGAAUGAACUCGCAUGCCGUCCUCGCGGUUAUUUUCCUCGGACUCGGCCGACUAAAGAAUUUAAACUAUCUCAGAUCGUCGUCCAAUGCUAGCGUAUACGCUCCAAGAUAUUUCAGUGAAGCCGAGCCAAACGUCCUCCUCUUUUUCCCCUAGAUAAAGACUACGUAAGGAAUAAUCUCCCCCGUGUCCACAUGAUUUUUUGAAAACGAGACUCGAGCUUUUCGGAUCCAAAUUGCUGUGCAGAUGUAGCGCUUUCUGCUAGUGGGAGAUGCUUUUGCUGUUAAUUAUAAAUCGAUAACGGUUCGUGUGGUUCCUGCGGCGUUUCGUGUUUUUUUUCCCGCGGUGCCUCGCCGCCCCUCCUCCUCGUCCCGCGCUCACACAGUUACCGUGGCGUUCCUCUCGGAACGUGCCGUUAUGAGAAAAUAACCCGCUCGGGGAUGGUACGAUGAAGCGGAGCCCGAUCCGAAGCGUGUCGUUCCUCUCAUACGACGCUGAUUUGCCAACGGUUCUGCGCUUAGAAACGAACGAGACGUCAGACCUUUUAACGGUUCCGUCGAUGUAACAUUUUUGUUUGCGGGACGUCCACGAGACGAGACUUCCUGUUCUCGAAUCUGCUCGACCGUGUUUCAGAUACAUGUUUAAUCUUGACCAUUAAAUAUCUAAUUAAAAAAAAAAAAGAUGUGUUCACACGGUUCUGGAAAAAAAAAAGAAAAAAAAAACGGAAUAAUCCGAUCUCCGUCACGUGUAGAAGUAGAUUCUGAAACGCGAGCCCUGAUGUAAACAUAGCUGUUGUGGAACGUUUAAGAGUCCGGUUUUAGUUCGGAACAGAAAUGUAGAAAUCUGAGGCCGUGUUUAAGCCUGGAAAACGGCGGAGUCUGUUUAUAUCUGUCGGUGAAAGUUCCUGUUAAAGGUCGAACGUGUUUGCGUUGCUGUGUGAAACGUCCCUCCUGCCUCUGCGUCACUGUGCUCUACAGAAACGUGUCAAAGCCUGACGUUACGGUGUUCCGGUCAGAAAAGUCAUUGGGGAUUUUAUUUUCCUUUCUUUCUUUCUUUUGUAGAAAUUCUGACUUUGAGGUGUUUUUGUGAUCUGUUUGUGAGAGUAUUAACAGUUUUCUGUUUUUACCCUUCGUGUGUCCGGGUUAGCUGUCCCUUAUGUUCAAUAAAGAUCCUCAACUUUCAGAUA
This is a messenger RNA of Ictalurus punctatus (channel catfish), 7330 nucleotides long. Its product is annotated as gamma-aminobutyric acid receptor subunit alpha-3. The record is from RefSeq and is a predicted model, not a curated record. Bases 345 to 1775 code for a protein of 476 amino acids. Lineage: Eukaryota; Metazoa; Chordata; Actinopteri; Siluriformes; Ictaluridae. Gene Ontology annotation, cellular component: dendrite membrane; GABA-A receptor complex; postsynapse. Gene Ontology annotation, biological process: regulation of postsynaptic membrane potential; synaptic transmission, GABAergic; nervous system process. Gene Ontology annotation, molecular function: transmitter-gated monoatomic ion channel activity involved in regulation of postsynaptic membrane potential; benzodiazepine receptor activity; inhibitory extracellular ligand-gated monoatomic ion channel activity. The transcript has 10 exons.